Molecule: messenger RNA, 3399 nt
Organism: Vitrella brassicaformis
Lineage: Eukaryota; Vitrellaceae
Source: the annotation of a GenBank genome assembly
CCCCUCUUCCCCUCCCCCCUUCCCCCCGCAAUGGCGGAGAAGGAGCAGUUCAAGGAGCCGGCGAACUUUAAGCCUGGCGAUCUUUAUUUCUUUGACAAGUCCGUACGCGAAUGGGUGCAUGAUGGCACCAGUUGCCUCAUCCGUGUGUCCAAAUGUGUGUGCAGGGAGACCAACCAGCGUCUGCUGCGUCUGCAGAACGCCGACAAUGACCGCAGCAAGUCCAAGACGCCACCCAAGUUCACCCUGUCCAACAAGCUGAUGAGCGACACCCUCUUCCAACCCAUAUUGCAGGUGCCCCUCGAUUGGCCACAAUAUGCAUAUAUCCACACCUUACUUACCUGUGCGUGUUGUGUGUCCAAUCGACCCGCGUCUGCAGUAUUUUCUCAGUUUCGGCGUCAAGAAGGUCGGCAGCCUGCCGCCUGUGCUGUCAUCUUCGGAACAAGAGGACCUUGCCGGCGUGUCGGAUGACGACGGCAGCGGCAACAAGCAGCUGAAGGUCAAGGGAGCCGAUUUGCGUCGGAGCGUGCAGUAUCUGCAAAAGAAGAUGGAGCAGAGCGAGGAGAAGAGAUGGGAGUACUAUGAAGCACUCACUGAGCGGCUCAAGGAGCUCAAGAAGCAGCAGAGAAGGGCCACGCUGGCCGAUGAGACGGCCAAUGAGUACGCAGUCGUCAGCCAGCUGCUGACCGAGAGGCAUGCUGAGCUGCAGGCGUGUGCCUUCGACUUUGGGAUUGAGGUGGUGGGGCGGUGCGUCGUCAUCAUUGACGCCAGCAAGGAUAUGGAAGAGUUCCUGACAGACAUCAGACAGCAUCUGAGCCAGGUAGGUAACGAGCGAUUCCGAACGUCUCUCUCCCUGCCUCCAGCCACCCAACGAUCUGCUGGCUGGUUGCGGUGCAGUUUGUGGAGGAGGACUUGCAGCUGACGAUGUUCAACCUCGUGUUGGUGGGAGAUGAGGUCGAGUGGUGGCGUGAUGACCUGCCCGAUGCUAUGGACGAGACGCAGACGCAAUCCGCCCUCAAGUGGAUCAAGACGCGCCUCGCCAAGCCAUCCAAGAAGCUGGCGGGCCAUGUGGAUCUCGUGGAGGCCAUCCGACGCGCACUCACCUGGCGGCCAAGCAUCCUCUACCUCGUCUCCCACUUCGCACCAGGCGAGUCUCAUCCAUCAACCUACUCAUCGGCGUCAUUCGUCACGUCAUUUCUUUGUGUCUGUUUGCGCGUGCAGGCGCUGCUCGCGAUCGGGAGGAGUCUUUGCGACUGAUAAGGAACUACUGCGCGUUCGGGCAGCCGGAUGGCCAGGACCCACCUGAAAAAGAAGAGCCCGUGGACGACUCGCCCAUCGCCCCUGCACCCCCACCACGCCCCUCGACUGCCAGAUCUGCGCAGAGACAGGCCGACGAAGAGACGAAGAGCACCAGGUAAUAGCGCGCACACAGGAGACAGAGCAGCUGUCUCUCUCUGUGUGUGCACUGGUACACUGACUGCAGGGGCCCGAAACAGCUGGGUGUUCCUGCAUCGAAGCUGGACCAGUCGGAUGCGGCUUCAGAGACGAGUGCACCGUCGGCCAAGGGAGACGACUGGGCGUGCGCCCUCAGAUACCUGGCCUUCGAGGCAAAGCUGCGGCAGAGCGACGAAAUCUUCUUCGCUGAGCUGGAGAGAGCUGCCAUGCCUAUCGCCUGGAGCGAAAGCAAGAAGGAAGAGUCCUUCAAGAAACACUUUCGGUAGGACCGGGGCUGAUCGCAUCUCUGUCUGUGUGGCAGUGAAAGGACGGACGCCUUUGGUGUCUGUCAGAAUAUCUCCCCGUGAGGACAUGUGGCGGUCCGUGGGCGAUUGUGUCAAGAAGGUCCAGAAGCUGAGAAGCAAGCUCAAGGCUCUGCAGAGCGCAUAUAAACUGAGAGACAAACUGCAAGAGGAAAUACCGGUAUGUGUGUACAAUGCAGAGACAUGGGAGACAGACAGACAUCCAAAGUGGGUGGCAUUGUUGUCUGCAGGAGGUCCGUCAGCAGCUGCACACACAACUGGCUAUCGAGAAACUCUUCAGAUUCGAUCAGCAGCAGGUACGUGAACCAACAGAUCGUCACAACAUCGGGACAUGCUGUAUUGCCUUUGUCUCCAUGUCUGCUCCAGUGUUAUCGUGCAAUGGCCCGGCCAGUGACUGCCCCACCUGCAGCAGCCGCCAAACGCGCUCCGCCACAGGCCGAGAAGAAGGCGGCACCGCCCAAAGGUAUGGGCGCCCGUUUGUUAUGUACAAUGAAUGCCUUUUCAUCUCAUUUUGUGCAGCGAAACCGGCAGCACUCAAGAAGCAGAAGAGCCGCGAGUGCCGGGUGUCGGAGGAGGGGGCACCGGAGCCCGCGAAGCCAGUGGAGGAGGCGCCACCUGCCGAGGUGUCAGCCGCCCUGCCUGCCCCUGCUGCUGCUCCUGCUCCUGCUGCUGCUGCCAUCGAGGCACAGGAGCAAGUGAGACCAGUAACUGCGGCAAAACCUGCAAAGGUAUAUGUUUGACCCACUGACAUGUCCCAACACAAGUCUUUCUGUCUCUUCGUGGCUCGGAACAGAAGCCGCCAAGAGGCGAGCGGCCGGUGACUGCGCCGACGCCGACAGAGGAAGAGCAGCCGGCCCUGCCCGCGGUUGAGGAGCGGCCUAUGUCUCCCACGGCCGUGAGCCACCGCCGGCCCAACCCGUCCACGAUCAAGCCGAUCAGUCCGUCGUCCACUCUGUCGCCAUCGCACCGCCGCCCAUCCAGUGGCACGCCCACCACACGUGACGUAGAGGACGACCGACACGCCGCAAUGCAGUACCCCUCGUCAGUGCCCUCGUCAGCCCCCCAGCCGUCCGAGCGGCCGGAGCGUGUGGCAAUGAUCCCCAUCCUGCCCGUGGACGCUGCGGGGUUGGUUGGCAGCAAAGGGUUCGCUGGAUCGACCCGACAAGUAAGGGGAGGUGGAUGGGGGGGAGGCAGGUCAAAUAGACACAAGGAAGAGGAGGAUCUGUGAAUGAAGCCAUCUGCCGGCGGACCUUGCCAUGGCCAAUAUGGCAAUCGGUCCGUCGGUGAGGCAAGAACAUGGGACAGACACAUGGGGGAGGAGACACGGCGGCCACUGAACAAUGAGUGGUCUGUCGCUUUCUCGUCCGCCCUGCAUGUCGUGUAGGAUUGGUGCAUAUGUUUGUGUGUGCACAUGGCUUGUCAUCUGUCUUACUGGUCCUCUCGCAGGAGACGAGUGGUCAAGAGAGAUUAGCCCGAAGACACUGAUCGAUUGCAUUCUCUCAACCGGCCCCGAGUGCACUGUGUGUUUGGUUGUUCCAUGAAUGUCUGUACCAUACAAUGUCAUGUGUGGACACUGACAUGUUUGGGUGCAAUGCAUUGCUACCUACGGGGUCUGUUCGUGUCUUGUUUCAUAUCUCGUAAGUUA